AGAUAUAUGAAGAUACAUACCCGGGGAGACGAGGAGAGAGAGAAAGAAAGAGACGAAGGAAGGAAGGAAGUUGGAGAGAAGUCGCCUUCCUUCCUCUCAUAGUCUCAUUGCUUCAAUACUCCAUCUCUAUGCAACCCCACAACUUCUUCAUCCAAUACAUCCAUUACAUACACUGAUACAUCAUAAAUAUAUUCCCAUUUUAUAAUCUGCCCAAACCUAUCUGUAUAAAAUCCUUCCAAGAACAACUUUCUUUUCUUGUAUUAACUUAAUGCCACUUUCCUUCAUCUUCCUUCCAUGUGUUCUGUUAGCUUAUAUAUAUGUAACUCCAAACCUCAACAACAACACCCCCACAACACACGCACACUUGCCCAUUCACCCACCUCCAUCUUCGUCCCCCCUCUCCUCAUAUACCUUCUGUACAUACAUGUAACAAUUUCACACCAGAAUCACAACAAGGAGAUUCAUACAUCUAAGAAAACCAGAAAGGGGGAAGAAAAGAAAGUUCGAAACUUUGACAGAAAUGCCAGGGCUAGCCAUCAUGGGUGGUUCAGAAGAAGUACCAAAUGGUGGCCACAGCAGCAACAACAACAACAAUGGCGACUUCUCUCCAAACAAGUCAAUUCUCGGCUUCAGCCAGCAGCAGAAGUCGCCAAGGAGCACGUUGAGCCAACGCAGCAGCGACUCUAUUGACCUAGCCAUGGACGGGGUGAUCGACACUUCAAUAGAGCAGCUGUAUCACAAUGUCUGCGAGAUGCAGUGCUCUGACCCUUCCCCUUCAAGAGGGAGCUUCUUGUCCUAUGGCGAAGAAUCGAGGAUCGAUUCAGAACUCUGCCACCUCAUCGGGAUUCCAAACAUGAAGGAGAUCACAAAAGAGGUUUUUGUUGUGGCAGAGAACAACACAGAAGAAGAACAAGAACAAGAAGAGAUCAUCAGAGAAGUCAACAGCGCGGCCAUUGACCAGAAUGCCAAUUCAGGGAAGGAGAGAAGAGUCUAUAAUCAGCAAACAGAAUCUUCUAGGAAGAAGAGAGCUUCCCCUAGAAGGCCUCUUCCAAAUGGAACUAGUCCUUUUCGCAGCCCAAGGAGACUUGCUUCAUCUGUUGCUGAAACUGUUGCAGCUAAUAAUGGGCCUUUGUUGCUCAAACAAGCAAGAGACAUGAUUUCCUCAGGCGAGAACCCGAGGCGGGCUCUCGUGUAUGCCCUGAAAGCAGCAAAGGCAUUCGAACCAUCAUCAAACGAGACACCAAAUUUGGAACAUGUCAUGUCGCUCCACGUUCUAGCAGCCAUCCACUGCAGCUUGGGGAACUACAACGAGGCAAUCCCGGUUCUAGAGAAGUCAAUCCAAAUCCCGGCCAUCUAUUUGGGCCUGGACCACGCUCUGGCCAAGUUCGCCGGCUGCAUGCAGUUGGGUGACACCUACGCAAUGCUGGGCCAGGUAGAGAACUCGAUCCUCUGCUACACUGCUGGAUUGGAGAUUCAGAAGCAAUCCUUGGGGGACAAGGAUCCACGUGUCGGUGAGACGUGUAGGUAUCUCGCCGAGGCUCACGUUCAAGCAUUGCAGUUCGAUGAGGCUGCCAACGUAUGCCAGAUGGCGCUCGACAUUCACAGAGGGCCAGAGGAGGAAGCAGCGGAUAGGAAGUUGAUGGGGCUGAUCUGCGAGGCGAGGGGAGAUUAUGAAUCUGCCCUCGAGCAUUAUGUUUUAGCAAGCAUGUCUAUGGCUGCGAAUGGACGGGAAGUGGAAGUAGCUUCAGUGGAUUGCAGCAUUGGUGACGCGUACUUGUCGCUGUCGCGCUACGACGAGGCUGUGUUCGCAUAUCAGAAGGCGCUCGCCACGUUCAAAUCGAAGAAAGGAGAGAGCAGCACCUCAGUGGCAUCCGUUCUGGUGAAGCUGGGUAACUUGUACAACAAGAUAGGUAAGUUUAAGGAGUCGAAGACUCAAUGUCAGAAUGCUCUCAAGAUUUACGAGAGUAGGCCUAACUCCCAUCAAGUGGAGGAGGUGGCGAGUGGUUUCAUCGACAUUGCAGCCAUUUACCAGUCGAUGGACGAGCUUGAUCAGGCAAUUAGGCUGCUCAGAAAGGCACUGAAGGUGUAUGGAGAUGAUGUGCCGGGACAGCAGAGUACUGUGGCUGGGAUCGAAGCUCAGAUUGGUGUUAUGCAUUACAUGAUGGGGGAGUUCUCUGAGUCGUAUAACUCGUUCAAAAGCGCCGUUUCGAAGAUGAGGGCAAGCGGGGAGAAGAAGUCUGCCAUGUUUGGGAUUGCUUUGAACCAGAUGGGGUUGGCUUGCGUACAACGUUAUGCGAUCAACGAGGCAGCUGAGCUGUUCGAGGAGGCGAGGGGAGUUUUGGAGAAGGAGUAUGGUGCUUAUCAUGCUGACACUUUGGCUGUCUACAGCAAUCUGGCUGGAACUUAUGAUGCUAUGGGAAGGUUGGAUGAUGCAAUUGAGAUUCUAGACCAAGUUGUUAGAAUGAGGGAGCAGAAGCUUGGAACAGCUAAUCCAGAAGUGGUGGACGAGAAGCGACGGCUGGCUGAGCUGCUGAAGGAAGCAGGAAGGGCAAGGAAUAGGAAGUCAAUAGCUCUGUUAAGCUUCCUUGACACUGAAGUUCAGAGUAAGAAGAAUGAAGGCAUUGAGGUAGCUUAAAAGAAAAAUGUAUGGAGAAAUGUGUAUAUAUGUAUACAAAUACAAAAUGGUUCCUGUUAUGUGUAACAUAUUUUCUUUGUAAAGAGAGAGAAAGAGGCUAAUUGGUAAUUACAGACUUGGUUCUAGUGCUGUUUGGUGGUGUGCUGAUUUUUGGCCCAUUGGUUAAUUUUAAUUCUUUUGUUGAAUAAAGGAUGAAGCAUUUAUUAAUGUUGGGAGAUCAUUUUCAGUUUGAUGGUGAACACCAAACUGCAGCCAUUACAGCUGAAUUUUAGUUGAUACUUGAAGCUUUCU
Messenger RNA from Linum tenue, 2926 nucleotides. NCBI's taxonomy places the organism in Eukaryota, Viridiplantae, Streptophyta, Magnoliopsida, Malpighiales, Linaceae. The record is from the annotation of a GenBank genome assembly.